AUGCUACACAGGAUACUGUUUCGAGCUGCUACAAGGAGUCUGAGAAACUCGAGACAAUAUGCGACUCCUAAUCGAUUAGAUCUUUCAAAGCUCACACAACGAGAGAUUCAACAGCUCCGUACGAUGAAACUUCAGCAGGACAGAAGUUUUAAAGAUCGUACUGCGGCUUACUAUUUUACCAGCAUCGCAGUGGUGUUUUUAGGUCUGGCGUAUGCAGCUGUUCCGCUUUAUAGAGCCAUUUGUGCUCGGACCGGAUGGGGUGGGAUACCCAUCACAGAUAAACGUAAAUUCACAGACGACAAAUUGAUUCCUGUAGAAAGCGAGAAAAGAAUAAGAGUCUCGUUCACCAGUGAAGUGUCCCAAAUUCUGCCCUGGAAAUUCACACCGGAGCAACGAGAGGUUCGAGUGCUUCCGGGAGAAACGGCUUUGGCCUUCUACAAAGCCAAAAACACCAGCGAUAAAGACAUCAUUGGAAUGGCCACAUACAGCAUCACACCAGGCGAUGCAUCCCCCUAUUUCAAUAAGAUCCAAUGUUUCUGCUUCGAAGAACAGAGACUAGCGGCAGGCGAAGAAAUCGAUAUGCCAGUGUUUUUCUUUAUCGAUCCCGAUUUCGCCAGCGAUCCGCGAAUGCGGAACAUCGAUGACAUCGUAUUGCAUUACACAUUUUUCCGAGCUCACUAUGCCAAUGGCGGUGCCGUGAGCGAAAGUGCAACCCCAGAAGUGAUGGAUGCCAGAAACCAGGCUCAGGCUCAGGCUCAGACUUAG
This is a messenger RNA of Lachancea sp. 'fantastica', 765 nucleotides long. The record is from the annotation of a GenBank genome assembly. NCBI's taxonomy places the organism in Eukaryota, Fungi, Ascomycota, Saccharomycetes, Saccharomycetales, Saccharomycetaceae.